Molecule: messenger RNA, 312 nt
Organism: Echinostoma caproni
Lineage: Eukaryota; Metazoa; Platyhelminthes; Trematoda; Plagiorchiida; Echinostomatidae
Source: the annotation of a GenBank genome assembly
AUGAAAGAACGCCAUCCCCGCUGGCUGAGUCGAGGUGGUUCCGGAUCUAUCAUGAGUGCGAUUCUCGCUCACUUGGUGGACACUGGCCAUCUUGUUAACCCAAGUGAAGCAUUCCGCAUUAUUUAUCAGGUCCCCGCGGACCGGUCCGAAUACAUUAAAAUGCGUGCACUGGUCAUAGCCGAGGCCAUCUGUAUUAAGCAUUUGACCCCCGAACUAUGGGCCCAGAAACGUCUAAUCCAAGCUCUCCAUCUCCCCUGGGUUCGCGAGCCCACUCCUCUCCCAAGUCCCUAUUGCCCACACACAAACAUUUGA